AACCAGAAACACGGCAAGGAAAGUUCUAGUUUAGCAGGUUCUGAAAAAGAAAAAUGGUUUUUCCAAAACUAGGUAUCAUCAUCACUGCUGCACUAGCAUUAGUCCCUUUGCUUUUCAUCAAUGAAUCUGAUGGUGCUUCUUAUUACCCUUCUGGUUUACAUGCUGAUAUUGCUGAGAUUGCACCCUUUGCUUCUCAGAAAGUUAACCUUUCAGUGUACUAUGCAAGCCUAAGCCAACCUUGUGCAACUUUCAUUGUUAAGAAUCUUGAGGAAAUUUUCCACAGCGAUCUCAUCAACAUUGUCAACCUCCAGCUAGUUCCUUGGGCCAAUGCUUAUGUUGAUAAGACUAACCAUUCCAUAGUAUGUCAGAAUGGCCCUGAUGAAUGCGAGCUAAAUUCAUUGGAAGCAUGUGCUCUCAAUGUUUUGAAUGAUGUGAACAAACAUUAUGCUUUGAUUUACUGCUUUGAGUUUCUGGCAAUUGAGGGAAGACACAAGAAUUGGCAGGACUGUUUCAGCCAAUUGGACUUGCCCGAGGAACCUAUUCUGAGCUGCUAUAACAGAGGAAAUGGAACAGAGCUUGGACAAAAAUCUAUUAAUGAAACAGCUCUCCUUUACGCACCCCACGAAUUUCUGCCUUGGGUGAUGGUAAACAAUCAAUCUAUUGGAAAGGAAUAUGAAAACUUUACACGUUAUGUUUGUGAGGCUUAUAAAGGCAUUACGGCUCCAGCAGCAUGCAACCUUCAUUAGGAAUUGAUGAAGUCCAAAUAAACUAUAAAGUGUGUAUAUUCGCCAUGCAUGGCAUUAUAAACCUUGUAGAACAACUUAUAUUUACAGCAGUCAUCAAGGCAGUGAUAAGCCACCUUAUAUAUAUGUACAUGAUUCACAAAAGAAAAAAAAAAAAAAGCAAAUACCCAAAUAAUUUUAAUACAUACGUUGCUAUAUGAACGUUUUAUGUUAUGAGUA
This is a messenger RNA of Glycine soja, 962 nucleotides long. Its product is annotated as gamma-interferon-responsive lysosomal thiol protein-like. Lineage: Eukaryota; Viridiplantae; Streptophyta; Magnoliopsida; Fabales; Fabaceae. Bases 54 to 746 code for a protein of 230 amino acids. The transcript is spliced from 5 exons. Gene Ontology annotation, molecular function: oxidoreductase activity, acting on a sulfur group of donors, disulfide as acceptor. The record is from RefSeq and is a predicted model, not a curated record.